Molecule: messenger RNA, 1088 nt
Organism: Periconia digitata
Lineage: Eukaryota; Fungi; Ascomycota; Dothideomycetes; Pleosporales; Periconiaceae
Source: the annotation of a GenBank genome assembly
CCAUCACCUUGCGUGGGUGCAGCGCUGGAGUCAAUCAAUCAAGUCAACACUGCAAAACCCCAACCCAACACACAUACACUAUUCAACAUUCAUCCACUUCCCUACCCGAAUCCCACUUAAAUAUCACCACCAUGUCAACGAUACCCGAGACCGACGUUCUCAUCAUUGGCGGUGGCCCUGGUGGCCUCGCUGCCGCCACAGGUCUGGUCCGCCAGCUGCAUACCGUCGUACUUUUCGACUCGGGCAAAUACCGUAACAUCAGAUCCAAGCACAUGCACAACGUGCCUUCGUGGGAUCACAGAGACCCUGCAGACUUCCGCCGCAUCGCUCGCGAAGAUUUGGUCUCGCAUUAUGACACGGCCUCGAUCGAAAAUACCGAAAUCACAUCAAUCAAGGAGAUUGAAGGUGGUUUCGAGGUCAGUGAUGCAAGCGGAAAGUCGUGGGCCGGUAAGAAAGUCAUUCUUGCCACGGGCGUCGAGGAACGCUUCCCCGAGAUUCCAGGCUAUGAGGAGAACUGGGGUUACACAAUCUUCCAUUGCUUGUUUUGCCACGGCUAUGAGGAGCGUGGCCGCGAUGCAGGAGUACUAUGUGUGCAAUUUGCCACCAAAAUGCCACAAAUGGCUAUGAACCAAGCCCGGCAUGUUAUCCAGCUCUCCAAAUCGUGCGUCAUGUACACCGACGGCGACGAGGCCCUUGAAAAGACCUUCAUCGAGCUCAUUGGCGGCGCCAUCGACAAGAUCAAGACGGAUAGCCGCAAGAUCAAGCGCCUCGUCAAAGUUGAUGCCGGCAUCACCAUCGAGUUUGAGGAUGGCUCCUCUGUCACCAAAGCUUUUCUCGCGCACGCUCCCAAUACCGUCCCCCGCGGCCCGCUGGUACAGCAGCUGGGCCUGAAGACAGGUGGUCCAUUCGGGGAUAUUGAAGUGUCUCAGCCAUUUCUUCAAACUAGCCAGCGAGGUGUCUUUGCCGCUGGCGACAAUAUGAUCAUGGCUAAGGCUGUUACCGCCGCCAUUAGCAACGGGUCCAUGGCUGGCGCCGGUGCCUCUAUGCAGAUUCAAGCCGAGGAACACGGCCACCCGAGCAUGGUGUAG